Messenger RNA from Medioppia subpectinata, 402 nucleotides. The record is from the annotation of a GenBank genome assembly. Lineage: Eukaryota; Metazoa; Arthropoda; Arachnida; Sarcoptiformes; Oppiidae.
AUGUCCAUUAUUACCACGGAUUCUGUAGGUCUGGAACUGAACUCUUUUAUAAAACAUUUUGAGCCCUUAUAUUAUGAUAACCAUAAGCUCCGGAACCAACACUCGAGGGUUAAACGCAAUCUGAAUAGUAAUAUGCCGUCAGUGAAGGGCUCGGCGGCCGACCAUCACAUAAACGGCACAACACAUUCCCGGCCGCCGCCGACGGCCGGCGCCACAAACGGCCGCCACAGCCCUCACAACGAGAUUCGGCUCAACUUCUCGGCACACAAUCGUCUCUUCCGUCUUGUGAUGAGAGCCGAUAACUCGCUCUUCACGUCGGAUGUGGUCUUCGAGUCCACCACUAAAGGGGUCUUCAAUUACGACACCAAUAAUGCCAUUAAAGGAUAUUUAGAGGACGUCUAG